Messenger RNA from Acanthochromis polyacanthus (spiny chromis), 1993 nucleotides. Its product is annotated as homeobox protein orthopedia B-like. The coding region runs from base 144 to 1118 and encodes 324 amino acids. NCBI's taxonomy places the organism in Eukaryota, Metazoa, Chordata, Actinopteri, Pomacentridae. Gene Ontology annotation, biological process: regulation of DNA-templated transcription; neuron differentiation. The record is from RefSeq and is a predicted model, not a curated record. Gene Ontology annotation, molecular function: DNA-binding transcription factor activity, RNA polymerase II-specific; DNA binding. The transcript is spliced from 3 exons.
UCUAAAGGACAUUAUAAUGCAAGGGACCUCCUUUUUUAACCACAAACCGAAUUUUCGUUCAUUUAGACGAUAUAUACUUUUUAAAUUGCCCCCAAAGUUGUAGGAUUUUUUUGGAGCGCAUUUUCGCCCUGGAGCGGUACGCGAUGCUCUCUCACGCCGACCUCCUGGAUGCUCGGCUCGGUGAGUUAUCAUCACUAAACUCCGGCCCUAAACUCCAGUGGAUGAAGGAUGCUGCAGAGUUACUCGGACACCGAGAGGCUCUCAAGUGCCGGCUGGGAGGUGGAGUGCCGGACCAGGGGCAUCCGGGAGACAUGGCCCCUGGUUCGGACUCUGUGGAGGGGACCACUCUCCUGCCGGGCGAAGACAUCGCCACAGUGGGAUCCAACUCUGCCGGUAUGCCGGUGAACGGGAAGGAGCAAGAGAAGCAGCAGCAGCAGCCGCAGCAGAACUCCAGUCAGACCGCCAGCCAGCAGAAACAGAAGCGGCACAGGACGCGCUUCACGCCGGCGCAGCUCAACGAGCUGGAGCGCAGCUUCGCCAAAACCCACUACCCUGAUAUCUUCAUGAGGGAGGAACUGGCGCUGAGGAUCGGUCUCACCGAGUCCAGAGUUCAGGUUUGGUUUCAGAACAGACGCGCUAAGUGGAAGAAAAGGAAGAAGACCACCAACGUUUUCCGCGCCCCUGGGACGCUGCUCCCUACACCAGGCUUGCCACAGUUCUCUGCCGCGGCCGCCAUGGAGAACAGCCUGUGUUCCUUCCACGCCAACGACUCUCGCUGGGCCACGGGGAUGCCGGGGGUCUCCCAGCUGCAGCUCCCGCCGGCCCUGGGUCGUCAGCCGGGCAUGGCGCAGUCUCUGUCACAGUGCAGCCUGGGUCCAGGCCCGCCUCCAAACUCCAUGGGUCUCUCCAACGGCCUGUCCUCCAACGGCUCCGGCCUGCAGUCCCACCUCUACCAGUCGCAUUUCCCAGGAAUGUCGGCCUCUCUCUCCGGCCCCACGAACGUAUCGGGCUCCCCGCAGCUGUGUAGCUCCCCGGACAGUGACAUGUGGAGAGGGACAAGCAUCGCGUCACUAAGGCGCAAAGCGCUGGAGCACACAGUGUCCAUGAGCUUCACUUAGUGACUUUUCACCCCAACCACACCCUUCUCCUAAGUCCCUCUCCCAGCCUCACCCUGCGGCUCUUUUUUUUUUUUUCAGUUUUUAUUCACGCUAUUUAGAUCCAAACAAAGAACGAGUGAACUAAUCAGGCCUGAAAUGUGAGAAAAUGGAGAUAAGUGAGACUUCAUUAUACAAAAAAAUAAAAGGACAACAGUGAUGGACAAAUGGAGGAAAGCAAACUUGGGUUUGGGGUUAUUUAUUUGUUAAUUCAAAAGGAUUUUAUCAACUAUUGAUGAUAAAUACUAUUGUAAUGAUCUCUAAACUAUAGGCCCUAAUUACUGAGAGCCAACAAUCGUCGUAUUUGCGUUUUCAUUGAGUGUGUCUUUACGCACACGUUAUUGUGUUCAGGUGACGUUGUGUUCUGUCAAACGGUUAUUUAUAAUUGGGAUUGGGUAUACAUUUUGGUAACAGCCUACCACACACGCACCAAACUGACGGUGAGCCUCUCGGCGUGGCUCUCAGGCCUGCACUGUGCAUGUGGAUUUAAUAAUUAAAGGAGAACAUGGUGCCCACUCAGACCGAACCGGUGCUUUUGUUAGGUGACCUCAGUCUCGUUUGCAUGAGACGGGAGCAUAAAUCUGAAUAGGGAAAAAAAAAACAAUAUGAUCUUUCAGUAGGCCUACUCUGUUUUAGGAUGUUUUGUGUAGAUAAAACAUUCUUGCUAUGUACCCGCUGGUCUUUUUUGUGACAUGUUUUAACUUAUUGUAUGUGCUAUAACUUGACACAUUUCUUAAAUGUUUGAUCUUACAUCGAAAUGCACCACAUUGAAGGGUUUGUACCAAUUUCAAAAUGAACAAACGAAUAAAAGUAAUUUUCAAGAAUGUCAAAAACAAGAA